Molecule: messenger RNA, 5207 nt
Organism: Eublepharis macularius
Lineage: Eukaryota; Metazoa; Chordata; Lepidosauria; Squamata; Eublepharidae
Gene: HOOK3
Product: hook microtubule tethering protein 3
Exons: 23
Coding region: 164-2350 (728 amino acids)
Biological process (GO): cytoskeleton-dependent intracellular transport; cytoplasmic microtubule organization
Cellular component (GO): centrosome; cytoplasm
Molecular function (GO): microtubule binding; dynein light intermediate chain binding
Source: RefSeq, a predicted model, not a curated record
ACAAGCGGCCCGGCCCGGCUCUGCCGGCCUGGGUUGAAGAAGAAGAAGCAGAAGAAAGAGGCGACGGCCGUGAGGAGGAAAAGGGCGUCUGACAGGCCGCGCCUCGGGCCUACCAGUGCCGCCGCCACCCCCAGAAGGAAAGCGAGCGAGCCGGGCCUGCACCAUGUUUAACGUGGAGAGCCUCGAGCGGGCCGAGCUGGGGGAGAGCCUGCUCACCUGGAUCCAGACAUUCAGUGUUGAAGCACCGUGUCACACUGUAGAAGAUUUAACCAAUGGAGUGGUGAUGGCCCAAGUACUUCAGAAGAUAGAUCCGGCAUACUUUGAUGAAAACUGGUUAAAUAGAAUCAAAACAGAAGUAGGAGACAACUGGAGACUGAAGGUAAGCAAUCUGAAGAAAAUUUUAAAAGGAAUUUUGGAUUACAAUCAUGAGAUUUUGGGGCAACAAAUCAAUGAUUUCACCCUUCCUGAUGUUAACUUGAUUGGGGAGCAUUCAGAUGCUGCUGAGCUUGGAAGAAUGCUUCAACUCAUUCUGGGAUGUGCUGUAAACUGUGAACAAAAACAAGAAUACAUCCAGACCAUCAUGAUGAUGGAGGAGUCUGUUCAACACGUUGUCAUGACAGCCAUCCAGGAGUUGAUGAGUAAAGAAUCUCCAGUCUCUGCUGGAAAUGAUGCUUACGUUGAUCUUGACCGCCAGCUGAAGAAAACUACAGAAGAAUUAAAUGAUGCCUUGGCAACUAAAGAAGAAAUUGCUCAGAGAUGUCAUGAACUAGAUAUGCAGGUUGCUGCACUGCAAGAGGAGAAAAGUAGUUUGCUUGCUGAAAAUCAGAUCUUGAUGGAACGGUUAAAUCAGUCGGAUUCUAUAGAAGAUCCUAAUAGUCCAGCAGGACGUAGACACCUGCAACUACAGACGCAGUUAGAACAGCUCCAAGAAGAAACAUUCAGAUUAGAAGCAGCAAAGGAUGAUUAUCGAAUUCGUUGCGAAGAGUUAGAGAAAGAAAUUACAGAAUUGCGGCAACAGAAUGAAGAAUUAACAAAUCUCGCUGAAGAAGCUCAAUCUUUGAAGGACGAGAUGGAUGUGCUCAGGCAUUCCUCUGACAAAGUUGCCAAGUUAGAAAGCCAGGUGGAAUCCUAUAAAAAGAAGCUGGAAGAUUUAGGGGAUCUUCGGCGACAGGUGAAACUCCUGGAGGAGAAGAACACAAUGUACAUGCAAAACACUGUAAGCUUGGAAGAAGAAUUGAGGAAAGCCAACGCAGCCCGGAGUCAGCUGGAAACUUAUAAGAGACAGGUAGUUGAACUCCAGAAUAGAUUCUCUGAAGAAUCCAAGAAGGCAGACAAAUUAGAAUUUGAGUUCAAGAUGCUGAAAGAAAAAGUAGACAGUCUACAAAAAGAAAAAGAUCGGCUAAGGACAGAGAGAGACUCUUUAAAAGAAACAAUUGAAGAGAUUCGAUGUGUACAAGCCCAAGAAGGACAGCUUACCACUUCAGGAUUGUUACCACUGGAAGGUCAGGAGUCUUCAGACAGUUUAGCAGCAGAAAUUGUUACCCCUGAAAUCAAGGAAAAACUCAUUCGCCUUCAGCAUGAAAACAAAAUGUUGAAGCUUGACCAAGAAGGGUCUGACAAUGAGAAGAUCGCCUUGCUGCAAAGCCUCUUGGAUGAUGCCAAUCUCCGAAAGAAUGAAUUGGAGACAGAAAACAGGCUUGUAAAUCAGAGACUGCUCGAAGUACAGUCUCAGGUUGAAGAACUGCAAAAAUCUUUACAGGAGCAAGGUUCAAAAGCUGAAGAUUCUGUCAUUCUGAAGAAGAAACUUGAUGAACACCUCGAAAAGCUACAUGAAGCUAACAAUGAGCUACAGAAAAAACGUGCAAUCAUUGAAGAUCUAGAACCUCGAUAUAACAAUAGUUCACUCAAGGUAGAAGAAUUACAAGAAGCUUUGCGGAAAAAGGAAGAAGAAAUGAAGCAAAUGGAAGAGAGAUACAAAAAGUACUUGGAAAAAGCCAAAAGUGUUAUCCGUACAUUAGACCCCAAGCAGAACCAGGGCUCCGGACCUGAGAUUCAGGCUCUGAAGAAUCAGCUGCAAGAACGUGAUAGGAUGUUCCAUUCUUUAGAGAAAGAAUUUGAAAAAACGAAGAAUCAAAGAGAAACAGAAGAAAAAUUCAUCGUCACUGCCUGGUACAACAUGGGGAUGACUCUUCAUAAAAAAGCAGCAGAAGAUAGACUUGCUAGCACAGGUUCUGGACAGUCCUUCCUGGCUAGACAGAGGCAAGCCACCAGCACAAGAAGAGCUUAUCCAGGCCACGUCCAGCCAGCGGCAGCAAGAAUUCAACGAUUUGAAGAUUUCUCCAUUGGUUAAGAAGAGGCAUCCAUUUGACUUCCGGGGCAACACUUCAAAACGUUUGUUAUGCGCUAACAAUGUAAAGAACAGGCCAUGCAUAGGGUUGAUUCUGUCCUCCUGUAACUGUUUGGAAAUCCUAGGAAGUGGGUCUUUGGUAGCGUUUGAUUCACUGUGUGGCUGAAUACGACAGAUGACUGGUGCUCCGCGUUGUUAAAUUGUCAUGAGGAAAGUUAGAAAGUAUUGAUCAGGAGGAAAUUGGUCACCACCUUUUGCACUGAAAUAUAUUUGGUUGGUUUUAGGCUCUUUGGGUGCUGUCUUUAAAUGGUUAUUCAUUACUUAAUGUCUGUUCUGAUAGGCUAGUAAGGAGGUUGAGGUUACUAAGUUGCCUUGCAGAUGGCACCAGUGCAAGGCGAUUCUGGCGUGCAAGCUCCUUUCUGUGCCAAAUCUUUAUGCACAGCUGUGAAAUUAUGAAUACUUGGUCUCCAUCAUGAAAUAAAAACAGCAUUUCUCUUUGGAUUCUGGUUCUGCAGAGCAGUCCAAACGUUAUUUCCUUCGCCUUCAAAUUAAGGUUCAUGAAGUUUGAGAUUGCUCAUGGGGCAUUUCUGUAUGGAUUCACCAUUAAAUUAAUUUGUAAGUCUUGUUUAAUAUCAGUUAUACCGUUUAGGGUGCUUGGAUUUCAGCAGAGAAUUUCUCUUGCUUUACAUCUUUCUUAAAAAGUCAACAAUGAGAUGCAUUUUUUUUUAAAGUAGCAGAAAUUUUUACUUUGAAAUGCGUCUGUAUUUUUUUAACAUCAUGUUUCAUUUCAAAAUGUUAAUUUUUUCACCCUCAUUUUUUCAAGAGUGCACAGUACAUUUUAGUAAUAAAAGCAACACUUGUUCUUAUUAAGAUGAAACAUGCAGGCCCUCUUUAGUAGUAAAAUUAGGUGAAGUGGCGUUUUUUGCUACCUUAAUGAACAGAGGAUAGAGAGAUCUGAAAUUGAGUGUACAAGCAAAAUUAUUAGGUGUCCAUCUUAUUUCUGGUGCUGGUUAAAUUUGUUACUAAGUAAUACACUGCUUACAGAGCCACACCUGUUAGUCUUGAACAAUACCACAUUUGGCUAUGAUCAAGACUGACCUAAGUCUAGGUAUGUAAGAUAGCUACUGUUCUUAAUUUUGGCACUGGUGUCCUUCACUAUGCAAAACAAUGUAAAACCCUGUUCAAGGCGAAAAUUUUUGUCUCCAAGUUAUGCUUAAUCUGAUAAAAUUAUUACCGUUUAGUUCUGUGCCUGAAUGAAACUUGAAUACAACCUUUAUAAAUGGACUGGCCUGUGUUCCAGCUUCUUUAUUCUCCCUGCUGGUUUUCCUUUUUCUGUUUAUUUGAUUUGGGAUUUUUCUCUUCCGUGGCAUCUUUUGGUUUCUCAUUCUUCUUUAAUCUUUCCACUUUCAUGAAAGGUUUUUCUCCGCUUCGGCUUUUUUUCUUGAUUUCAUUGAGGUGGUUAGACAUGUAAUUUUUAAAAGCCCAGUGUUUUGAAAAUAUCAAGACCUCACAAUUAAAAACUGCAUUUUUAUCUGAUAUUCUGAUUUAAUUUUGUUUUGAAAAUUGAACAUGCAAAAUAAGCAUGAAAAACUGCUAUCAAGAACUAAUUUAGAAAAUGUUAGCUGCACUAAGUCCUAUUGAAAUCAAUAGGAUAUUAGCCUUAAUUAAAGUAUGUCAUUAAUUCAGUGGGAUUGUUACAACUUUCUUUCUCACGAUUGCAGUCAUUGUGUCUUGCUGCUGUUUGAAGGUUUUUUGUCGUGGAGAAAAACCUUUCUAAAAUAUCUGGGUGGAAUGGAAAUGAUUCGUGCAUGUUCUGAGAAAAUUCACAAAUUUGCUAAAAGGGAGAGUUCUUUAAAAAAUCCAGAAUGGGUUUUCUAAUAGAGGUUAAAGUGUAGAAGUUAAAGUGUAAGCGUUGUACUAUAUAAGGAUAUAAAAGUUCCUCAAUUUUCCUAAUUUUAACAUUAACAUCAAAUUCCCAGAGAGGAUCUGCGUGAAAAUGUAUCCCCAGUUGUUAAAGAUUAUGAUUUUAUGCAUCGUUGAUUAACUUUCUUCAUUGGUUUGUUGUCUUCUGAAUUCUUUUGUGCAAGGUAUACUUUUAGCGUUUCAAAAAAUUAUCAAAGCCUUACUUAUUAUAAUUUCUAAGGGAUAAUGUUAAAAAAGCUAGACAAAUGUAUUUUACUCCAAUAAACCCCCAGAUGUUCCUUUUAUGUUUGUAUUCUUUUCCUAAUUGGGACAUCUGGUAGAUAUGAGUCAUCACUCCCCCCACCCCCCACUGAAUAUGGUCUUUACUUAAUUAAAUAUCAGUUAACAUGGUCACCAUUGGAUAUUGAAACUGAAGGGAAUGUUUGAAAUUUAUCUCUGGUCAGAAUUGUAAAAUGAUUUUAUAACUUGCUGACAAAGCAUAUAUGUUUCUGACUUGGUUAUUAAAUAAUAGCAAUGAUAGGGAAAAAAAACCCGUCUCCUAAUGAUAAUGAAGAAACGCAAUUUUUCACUUUGGUCCAGGUCAUCCACAUGUUUGUGAAGUGGAGGGCCUUGUGUACAUGCAUGUGUGCACAAAUGCAACAUCUGAUAUGGAAACGUUAUGUAUUUCCACAGGUGGUUGCAUAUACUUUGUGCUCUUUCCCCCUAAGAAUAUAAAAGCAGCCCUGCUGGAUCACUCCAGUGAUCCAUCUAGUCCAGCAUCCUGUUUCACACAGUGGCCAAUCACAUGUCACAGAGAUCCCCGCAAGCAAGGCCCUAACAAAAAUGGGCAAGGGAAAUUGCAUGUUGCUGCUCCACUAAAUACAAAUGGAAUCAAUAGUCAUAUAGUUAUAGUCAGGGCUUUUUUCUGGGAAAAGAGGUGGUGGAACUCAGUGGGUUG